Messenger RNA from Vespula vulgaris, 4811 nucleotides. Its product is annotated as protein lethal(2)essential for life-like. The record is from RefSeq and is a predicted model, not a curated record. Gene Ontology annotation, molecular function: protein folding chaperone. The transcript has 3 exons. Lineage: Eukaryota; Metazoa; Arthropoda; Insecta; Hymenoptera; Vespidae. Gene Ontology annotation, biological process: protein refolding; response to heat. The coding region runs from base 4086 to 4700 and encodes 204 amino acids.
UAAAGUAUGAAAAAUUAGACACCGAAAUUCUUAAAUCUCGAUUAGAGAGAAUAACCUAAAUUACACGUAGAGUGCACUUUUACAUGCAUGUAAGAGGAUUACUCGGGAGCAUUGCCAAGUGAAGGUAAUCUAUGCGAUAAAGCGAAUCGGCUGGACGAUAUUCGAAAGGAUGAAACGAAGAGAAAAGAAUCGAUAACGACAGAGAUAAUUAGCUUGUCGAUUAUAUAUAUAUAUACGUAUGGUUAUAUAUAUAUGUUCAGCGAUACUAUUCCUCGAUAACGAGUAACUUUUAGACUUUCUCAGUAUUAGAAACACGCGUAUUCUUUUCUCUCUUUUUAUUUCCAUUCGUUAUUUCCUCACUUUUAUAUCAAAGGACGAUAAAAAAGCACGGCUCAUUCUCUUCUCAAGCACUCCUUUCUUUCCUCUAUUCAAGGAAAAUCGAUAUUACGUAGCUUUACCACUAUAAGCAUGAUCGUCGCUUUGUAUUUUCCAUUUUCUUCAUCCCCGAUCUCGAUUCCGAUAUGUUUGUAUCAUUAACUUAGAAUAGAGGAAAAAGCAAUGACAAUGAAACAUCGUUUCUCGUUUCCUUUCAAAUUGGAAUUCUGUCAUCACGUCGUUCCUCGUAAGUUUCUUACUAAAGUGGUACAGGGGAGGUGGGAAUGGAGAAACGAGAUCGAUUGAUACGAUGGUAGAUCGCGUGUAUCGAUUAAAUAUUCGAUUGCUAUCUCAAAACAUCCCCAUUAUGAAAAAGGAAUAUCGAUGCAAUGCGUUGUCGACGUGGUUCGCGAGAGAAGCCAUUCGCGUUUCUGAAAAGGAACCCCAAAAUGAAAAACGACAUGUCUGUCGAUGGAAUCAGAGUUGCGGGGGUGGUAAGUAGCUGACGCGGUACGUGCCUCUUCGCGACGAUUAGUAGGAAUGUAUUUUUAGAAGGGUAAGUCAGCCGGUAUACGCGUCACGUGAUAUUUUAGAGAAACGUCAGACGCCCCUUCUCUCCUUUCCGAAAGAUCGAGGUGGACUAUUUAAGCUCCCGGCGCGCUUUUGCCGAUGCGAAUUAGAAAGUGAAAUCACAAUUUACCAGGAUCUAUCGGGAUAGUUCGACCGUCCAUAUAGUUUCUGUCUAUUCUCUAUUUUUCCCAAGUGUUUAGAAUUCACCGUUCUCUCGAGAAAAGAAAGAACAAAAAAGUACGGUAGUACGAGUUGUUUUUUGCAUGUUCUUUUAUAUGUUCCCCCUUUACAUUUUUUUUCUUCGCCCAUCUUCCACAAUUUUUUUUUUAUUUUUUAUUGUUUGUUGUUAUUGUUCUUUUUUGUUUUUUUUGUUUUUUUUUGCUUUUUAAUUAUUUUUUCGUGUAUUUCUUUUUUUUUUUUUUAUUAUUCUCUUACAGCUCGGUAACAAGUUAGCUUUAAUUGCUUAUACUUGCAACAUAGUCGUAAUUAUUAUCUCGAAAGGAUAUCUAAUCCCUAUUCGCUUAUUUUAUUGAAUUCUUCUAACUCCAUUUUCUCCGUUCAUCGUUUAUUAUCAGCUGGAUAAAGUAUCCUUCAGAUUGAUUUUCUCUAUCUAACUGUAAUCUCAAUUAUCUCCUUUGAUCAACGUCAAAUUAUUAAUGUUAUUAUAAUCACAUGCUCUGUAAUCACGAAAAAAUCGUUUGUCACACAUUAGAUCGCUUUCGGACGAUAAAGACGAUUGGUUAUAUUGCGAUAUCUCGCAAUAAGUCUGAAACUGGUAGGUAAAGAUACUCGGAGAUUAUGUCGUUAAAGUUAAGAAACCGAAAGCUCGCGUUUUUCGUUUCGAUGAUGAUUCUAAAAGUGUCGGAGAAGUAAUUUUCGUCGAACGAACCGCCUACUGUUUCCGAUGAUCACACGUUCGAGGAAUGUUGUUGGUAUAUCAUUGACGGAUCACGCGUCAUUUGUAACAAAAUUUUCUUCCGUAUCUUGAUACUGAUCUUUCAUUACGAGAAAACAGCGAUCUCCGUUUAAAAUGGAUUUCGUCAGGUUUGGUUCAUCCUUUCGUCUAGAGGAUAUAGAAGCGACAAUGACGAUAAAAUAUCCAAACUUGUAAAUACUCUUUCUCAUUUCUUUCAUUUUUUAAAUAGUCUUAUUCAAGUAUAACGUAACGUCGCUAGUCUUUAUCGUUGUCGUAGCUAUCAUAUGCGUUUCCCUUACUUCCUUUUUCAAAUAUACCAUUAAAACCAUUUUACCGGAAAAACGCGUUAAGAUCUUACUAGUUUUUCUUACACUCUUUUUAUCCGACAAUGACUUAUCUCGAAUAGUUAAUCCUUACGUUCGCAACGUCUCUAAAGUGUACCGAAGAGUACUCUAGAAACAACGAUUAAAUCCUAUAGCAGAAUACGCUACCGAUAAUUCGACGUCACUUUCUCUUCAGUUUUUUUUGCGACUUUUAACAUUCGUACGUCUUGGCAACACGAGUAAUGUUGACCCACGUUGUUUAUUCAUCUUACGGAAUGACAAUUAGUUGGUUUAAUCGUUUCGUUGGUCAAUCGAUUGUCCGCCGAUCAAAAGUUUUCUCCCUGAUGGAUUAUCGAUCUACGCGCUUUGAUUAUGCGUGUGUGAUCGGAUGAAUAAAACAUGUUUGUGUGUGUGUGUGUGUGUGUGUAUAUAUUUAUAUAGAUUGUAUGUCUAUGAAAAUCGUUUUUCAUCUCCUUAUAAUAAAUUGAUUUUAUUGUGCUGGUCGCGCUACGAGUCAUCCCAAGCUCCACGAUAAUUACGAUCUUUUCUAUAUCGUUGCUUGUUCUUAUAAUACGUGACAUAAUGAGAGUGUAAACCCUGAAAACAUAUCUACUUGAAUAUAGAAAGCACCAAUCGAUACAUGAGCGGACUUAUACGAUAGUUAAAAACACAACGGAUCUUUUAAUCUCCGAAAAUAUUCUACUUUGUUUCUAAUAAAAGAAUAUUUAUAUAAAGAAAAGAACAAUUAUCCUAUCGUGGAUUAAGAGAAUUAAUAAUGACAAUCAACAUUUAAGGAAUAAAACUAAGAAAUGCUUUCGGAACGAGAAAGAUACUCAUAAUUCUAAAUAAGCGAUAGAUAUUAAACAUUACCUCAGGAUGCUUUGCGUAUGACCGGAUAGAAAGAUUAGUAGAAAGAGCCUUAAUUGAAUAAAAUUACCAUCCUAAUUGUGCGCGCGAGUAGUACUUUUAACGUUCUAAAUGUAAGUAUGUUAAACUUUAUUAUAUCGAAAGGGAAUUUGCAAAAAGAAAAAUAGAAUUGUUAUUAUCCGUAAAUACGAUAGUCCCUAAUCGUAACGCUUAUAUAAUAGUAAGCGAAGAGACUAGUUGAUUUUAUAUUGUAAUUUUCAAAUUUGGUAAAAAUUAUUCGAAACUCGUCAUUCGCAUUUAAACGCGAAUAUACGUGAUAUCGAAAAAAGGAGAAAAAGUCGACGAAAAAAUGUUUCCCCUAUAUCCCUAACCCGAUCCAAUUAGUUUUAUAAGAAUUCUUAAUAAUUUUAUAAUAAAUCUUAACUUUCAAACCGGACAUGUAAGUUAUAGAGACUUAAGAACUAAUGCGUGCACCUUCACGAGAGUAAAUCUUUCUUUCUCUCGCUUUCACUCGAAACGCUUGGGUGUCGAUGAUGUGACAGUGCUCGCCAUUUUAUCUGAACAUUUUGUACGUACACUGAACUUUUACCAAUAGCAUCAAUGUUAUAAUAAUAAAUAAAUAGAUUAAUAAUAAAUAAAGAGAAACGGGAAUAGAUUAGGCGCGAUUAGAUGUUUUAUAUCCGAUCUAAGAGAAAUCUGGAGCCUUACGAUGUACCGUUUUUAUCCUAACGAUAAGUCUAAAGAUUACAUUAGAAGAAAUACGAUCGCCGGUCAUUAACGUUUACGUAAAUCCAACACACAUCUGCUUAUUUUGCGUAAACUUUAAUAUUUCUUUUUUUUUUUUAUACUUUUUACUCCUUUUUAUUUAUUUUUUUGGUAUUUUUGCUUUUAUUAAUUUUUUUGUUAUUUUUCUCCUCUCUUUUUUUUUUAGUUUUUCUUCAUGUUUUUUAUUGUUAUUUUAUCAAUUGGCUACCGAGGAUGGAAAUAGACAUCCAAUUGGAAUUGUAUUUCUUGAAUCGUCUCUGUUUACAGAAAUGUCCAUCGUACCGCUCAUGUUCCGCGACUGGUGGGAGGAUAUGGAUCGUCCUGUAUCACGAAUCUGGGAUCAAUACUUCGGUAGAGGACUAAAUCGAGACGAUUUGAUCUCCGAAUUUUCCAACCUCGGCAUCAACCGACCAUUUCCAACUCCGUUUCGUUCACUUUUGGGGAACAACAGCACGUACUACCGACCAUGGAGAACGGUGACACGACAAAACUCUGGUGGUUCGAGUACAAUCAAAAUGGAGAAAGAUAACUUUCAGGUAAUAUUGGACGUUCAGCAAUUCUCACCGGACGAGAUCACAGUGAAGACGGUCGAGAAGAACGUUGUGGUCGAAGCCAAACACGAGGAGAGACAAGACGAGCAUGGAUUUAUCAGCAGACACUUUGUACGGAGAUACGUUCUGCCCACGGAUUACGAUGCGAUCAACGUUACCUCGACGCUUUCCUCGGACGGUGUUUUAACGAUUACGGCACCGAGAAAGAAGCCCGAACCCACUGGAACCGAAAGAAUUAUAAAUAUCGUUAAGACCGGCGUGCCCGCGGAGAAAUCGCAAGAAACGAAAAUCGAGACUAAAGUUGAAAACGAAACGAAGGAACACGAAAAAUGAUUAUAAUAAACUCUCUACGAUCUUUCCGUAGAUAAUAUUUUUAUAUAAGUAUAUACCUAUGUAUAUAUAUAUCCAAGAGUAUACGAUAUAAUAAAAAUAUUUAAGUUCGUA